UGUCACUUGUCACCUGUGUUGUGUGUCAAGUGUCAAUUCAAUCUUUUGAUUUUAAAGUUGAAGAUUAUUCGAUUUGGGUUUUUGGUUUUUAUCCAGUUUGUUUUAGUUUGUUAGUUUGAUUUUAUAAAAAGGCCAGAAACAACAGCUAGGAGACAACUUCCAACAAUUUGAAUGAAAAUAUUAUGAUGGAUGCCAACAAUGGAGCUGGAGAUACUAAUGAUGGUUCCAUAGAUAAAACCAAAUUAAUUAUUAAUUACAUACCACCAUAUGCCACUGAAGGUGAACUGUCCCAAAUAUUUUCAACUAUUGGAAAACCGGAAGAUGUUAAAAUUAUGAAAGAUUUUAAGACUGGUUUUAGUUUGGGAUUUGGUUUUGUUAAAUAUGCCACUGAAGAAGAAGCAGCAAAAGCAAUUAAAACUCUAAAUGGAUAUACUAUGAUGGACAAGAGGUUAAAAGUCGCCUACUCACGCCCACCAGGAAAAGGCACGAAAGAUUCAAAUCUUUACAUUACAAAUAUUCCAAAAAAUAUUACUACUGAACAAGAAUUAGAUAACAUAUUUAGUAAAUUUGGCCAAAUUGUACAAAGAACACUGGUAAAAGAUAAAAUUACUGGAAAAGCAAGAGGAAUUGCUUUUGUAAGAUUUGCUAAGAGCGAAGAAGCACAGGCAGCGAUCGCUGGCUUGCAUGGAACAACGUUGGGAGAUUCAAUGGUACCUCUUAAUGUAAGAGUAAACGAAGAUCAUGGAAGACAGAGGGCACAGAAUUUGAAUAUGAGGGAUCCGAUGGGUUUUUAUAGAGAAAUUGAAGAACCAUUUACGUUUGGAGACGAAGGUCCUGACUUAGAAGAACUUCUUAUUGCUGAAGUUUUACCUAGAAGACCUCUCUGGGACUUAUCAAUUCACUCGACCAAAAUGGAGAUUGAAAAUCUGUGGGAGCAGAUCUAUCGUGUAUUUAAGAAAAAAUAUUCGAUAAGUUUUCUUACUAAUAUGUGGUUUAAUCUUAGAGAAAACUAUAUAAAAGAGAGGAGAUCGUUUUCGUAUUACCAUCAAAUGAAAUUUUUGGAUGGGUUUGAAACUGUUGCCCUAUGUGGAUCUAGUCGAAGAGAUAUAGGCAGUGUUAAAAAAAAGUUAAAAACUGAUAACAAUGCAUCUUCAACUGACGGCGUUGAUGAUUUUUUGCAGCUGUUGGGAGAAGGUUUACGUAAAUUGCCCGCUGGAAAGAGAACUAAGUUACAGUUUAGAAUUGUAGAAUUACUUAAAGAUGAGGAAUCGGAUACAUCAGAUUAGGUUUUUAACAUGCCUGUCUAUCAUCGUCAUUCUUCCUUUAAACCCUAGGAGGGCCUAGCUUCAUUAAUAAUUUUCAUCCAGUCUUCGUUAUCCGUAGUGUUUCUCCGCCAACUACGUACUUACCAUAUUUUUUGCUGGACCAUUUUACUUCAUCCGCAUUACAUGGUCCCUUUCCGAGAAUUUAAAAAAAUGUAAAUUUAAAUAUUGGCAGUUCAAAUUAAUGUUUUUAGUUUAUCUCUUAUUCUGGCCUGAGAAUGGGACAAAACCUGUAAGUCCCGAAACCUAUAGCAACCCACACAAGUCAGUCAUUAACCAGAUAGACUCUCGGAGGUCUAAACAGAUACAAGAAAAAAAGAGAAAGACUACGACCAAUAGUAGAGUCUAAAUUUCAGGGAAUUGUUAAGGUUUAAAAUCGCAUCAGAAGAUGAGACUCUUUUAACACGUUGGCUGCGUUUAGAGAUAUUUAUAAACUUAUGUUAGGUGCGUUACGAGGCGUAUCAUAGAUGUCCCGUAUACCUAGUGUGACCAACUAGCCCGAAAAAUCCGGGACAUGGCCCGAAUUAUGAAGUCGUGUCCCGGCGUCCCGCACAAGGCUUCCGGGCCAUCCGAAUUUUCAACGUUUUGGUAAAAUUCUAUUUUGAAAUUUUGAAUGUUAUUCUUCUAAGAAAUCAUAUCAAAUUGAAUUGGUGCGACGAAAAAAAGUUGAAAAUUUCUAGAGUGUAAUACUAAUACCACAUCCAAAACGCAUGCAUUUUAUAUCGUGGUAUUAUCUUCUUCUUCUUCAACUGCCAUCUCUGGUCUGCCAUUCUCUCAGGUUGCGCAGUAACGAUAUUCUGCGUCUCCCUAUGCUUCUUUUUCCUUGAAUCUUUCCCUGCAUAAUGAGUUGGAGCAAGUUGUAUCUCUCUCCACGUGUAAUAUGUACGAGAUAUUCAAAUUUUCUCUUUUUGAUUGUAUUUAAAACUUCCAUUUCUUUAUUCAUCUUUCUCAGAACCUCUUCGUUUGUGACGUGUUCUGUCCAUGAUAUUUUUAGACUUCUUCUAUACACCCACAACUCCAGUUUUUUCAUUGAUGCCGCAUUCAAGCUUCUAUUUAGCUCUAGCCUUUUCUACUCUAAUUUUAAUUUCCUGGAAGUAAUCAUUUGUGGAGUUGAUCAUUGUUCCAAGAUAUGCAUAUUGGUCUAUGCGUUCAACAUUGGUUCCGUUCAUGAGGAGAUUCUCGUUAUUUCUUUGCAUUUUAGAUAUUCUCAUAAAUUUUGUCUUCUUGAUGUUCAUUGUUACAUCGUAUUCUUGAAAAAAAAACCGUCAGUGGUAUUAUACUACUACCAAAACUAAAACUGUGGACAAACCAAUUGUAACAUAAUCCCAUCAAAAAUAUUAUUGUCAACAUAAAAAUGUUAAAUAAUCAAUAAAAGAUAGUAUUAAAGUUCUAUAUUUAAAAAAGAUGGCCCGAUUUUCAUGGCAAAGUCCCGGAUUUCAGGUAUUUUUUUCUGCCUUGUCCCGAAUUCGACUGAAUUGGAGUUGGUCACACUACGUAUACCCCACUUACCACCGUGCGUUACGACACAGUCGACGCAGCCAACCGUUAGUGACGUACGAGGUCUAUUUAUCCCGUAACGCAGCCAAGGUGUUAAACAACACCACCUCUCCACAGCAUCUUCCGAGGCAACAUACACGUCUUGUGGUAAAGAAAUAAUUGAACAAAUAAUGAAUCAGGUUCAAAGUUCAAAUUAUUACUCUGCAUAUUUGACGAAACGACCGACGUAUCCCACGUGGAACAGUUUUCUCUAAAGAGAUACAAACACAAUAACAAUAUUCCUGAAGACAUUGUAAGUUCAUUGAAGCUUAUGAGAACUUAAAAAUACUUAAUGAAAAUCAAGAAAGAGGGGAAAAACAACGUCUGACAGGAAGAGCCUUUGGAUAAAUAGUAUUAUGUUUGAGAGAACUGCAGAUCCGAAGAAAUGUGUAGGAAUCGGUACUGACUUUAAUAAUAUUUUAAUAACGAUAAAUUUUGAAUGUAUAUGGCACUCAAAAGUGUGUGAAAAGUGCCUGAAAACUCACCAUUUUAACCCUAAUUUUUAAAAAUUCUACCGAAAAUUCUGCCAAUUCUGCCAUUCUUUUAAAAAUCCUGCUCUUCCCCCAGCCUCCCGUACCCCAAAAAGCCCAUGCUCUUCCUCCCGAAAAUCGGUCCUGGAUCCGCCCUUGUGUGCUAGCCACCUCAGACGACAUAUUGUAAUGUGGUUGGUGAUACCUGGAUCCUGAUAUACCCGGUACAGUUCCACACACCAACUACUGCGGCAGAUUCGUGCAAAUAUUAUAAGAAUUGUGCAUUUAAUGAUAGAAGCAUAUAAUUUGGACCACAUAUACUACACAUAUAAAGGUUCAAAUUUAGAUACGAGGGCCAUGUCAGAUUUUACCUUUUACAAGAAUGGCGGGCAUUCAAAAUGGCGACGAUACAUAUGUGACUAAUAGCACAAUAACUUUUGAACGAAAAGUCCGACUUCAACCAAAUUUGCUAUAUAUGGAUUCUUUUUUUGGUAUAUAAGAUGGAGCUCUUGAACCGGAAGAAUCGGUUUACCAGAAGUUGUGUUUUUCCUGAUUUUUUAUGUAAAAGUAAUGUUAUUUUUUCAAUUCUUUCACCUUGUAUACAGGGUGUCCAGAAACUUUACCGACAAACGAUGACAGGAGAUUCCUCAGAUAAUUUUAAGACAAUUUAACCCAAUUCACCUAGUCCGAAAAUGCUUCUUAAGGGAGCUAGAGCUCUUUGAAGAUGGCGUCAUGAAAUUAGUUUUUCUUAAAUACCUCCAGAACGCUUAGAUUUAGAAAAACGAAAAUUGGUAUGCAUAUUUAGUUUUCAGAGAUGAAUCGAUUCCAUCUAUCGCAAAAUUCUAGUACCGGUUAUGGGCGUCCGUUUUGGGUAGAGCAACGGGUAUUUUAACGCAUAACUUUUUUGUUCUUAACUUUUAUGCAUUUUUGACACCGUAUUAUUAAAUUGUGAGGUAUUCUAGUACUAAAAGGUACUCUUGCUUUAAGUCGGUAGGACACACCGUUUUCUAGAAAAAUCGAUUUGAAAUUUUUCAUUUUUGGAAUUUGAAAAAAAAAUGAAAAGAACUUUUCAACAAAAAACGAAGUAUUUUACCAACAUAAAGUAAGAGUAACUUUUAGUACUCGAAUACCUCAUAAUUUAAUAAUCUAGUGUCAAAAAUGCUCAAAAAUUCAAGAUAAAAAAGUUAUGCUAUAAAAUAACUGUUGACUUACCCAAAACGGACGCCUAUGACCAGUACUAGAAAUUCGCAAUUAAUGAAAUCGAUUUAUCUCUGGAAUAUAAAUAAAUGUACCAGUUUUGGUCUUUCUAAACAGUUUUUUUUUUGAAAAAAAAUUUUUUAAUUCAAAGAGCGAAAAAUUUUCAAAUCGAUUUUUCGAGAAAACGGUGUGUCCUACAGAUUUAAAACAAGAGUACCUUUUAGUACUAGAAUACUCCAUAAUUUAAUAAUCCAGUGUCAGAAAUGCAUAAAAGUUAAAGAUAAAAAAGUUAUGUGAUAAAAUAACCGUUGCCCUACCCAAAACGGACGCCUAUGAUCGCUACUAGAAAUUUGUAAUGGAUGGAUUAGAUUUAUAUCUUGAAGAUAAAUACGCGUACCAACUUUUGUUUUUCUAAAUGGAAGCGUUCUGGAGGUAUUUAAGAAAAACUAAUUACAAGACGCCAUCUUCAAAGAGCUCUAGCUCCCUUAGGAAGCAUUUUCGAACUAAGUGAAUUGGGUUAAAUUAACUUAAAAUUAUCUGAAGAAUCUCCUGUCUUCGUUUGUCGGUAGAGUUUCUGGACACCCUGUAUAUUAAUUUUUCAAAAAGGUAAUACCGGCAUUGAAAAGAGCGUAAAAAUAUUUUUUAGGAAAUAUUUUGAACUUUUUAGUUAUGUUAAUUAACAUUUAAUAAAUGAAUAACAUCUUCACAUGUACCUAUGUGCGGCAGACUCGUGCAAAUAUUAUAAGAAUUAUUGUGCAUUUAAUGGUAUAUAAUUUGGACCACAUAUACUACACAUACAAAUGUUCAAAUUUAGAUAUAAGGCCAUCUCAGAUUUUGCCUUUUACAAAAAUGGCGGGCAUUCAAAAUGGCCACGAUAACUUUUGAACGAAAACUCGGAUGUCAACCAAAUUUGGUAUAUAGGUUAUUUUUUUAAUGUUUAAGUUCGAGGUCUUAAACCAGAAGAAUCGGUUUACCAGAAAUUGUGUUUUUCCUGAUUUUUAAUGUAAAAAUAUGUUGUUUAUUUUUUCAGUUCUUUCACCUUGUAUAUAUUAAUUUUUAAAAAGGUAAUACCGGCGUUAAAAAGAGCGUAAAAAUAUUUUUUAAGAAAUAUUUUGAACUCUUUAGUUAUAUUAAUUACUAAUUAAUAAAUGCAUAACGUAUCUUCACAUGUACCUAUGAACCUAUGCGGCAGAUUCGUGCAAAUAGUAUAAGAAUUAUUGUGCAUUUAAUGGUAGAAGCAUAUAAUUUAGACCACACAUACUACACAUCCAAAGGUUCAAAUUUAGAUAUGAGGCCAUCUCAGAUUUUGUCUUUUACAAAAAUGGCGGCAUUCAAAAUAAAUCUGCCGCACAUAGUACAUGUGAAGAUACUUUAUACAUUUAUUAAAUGGUAAUUAACAUAACUAAAAAGUUCAAAAUAUUUCCUAAAAAAUAUGUUUACGGUCUUUUCAAUGCCGGUUUUACGUUUUUGAAAAAAUAAUAUAUACAGGGUGAAAGAAGUGAAAAAACAAGCAACAUAUUUUUACAAAAAAAAAACAGUAAAAACACAACUUCAGGUAAACCUAUUCUUCCGGUUCAAGACCUCGAUCUUAGUCAUCAAACAUUGAUGCCAAAUUUGGCUGAAAUCGGACUUUUCGUUCAAAAGUUAUCGUGCUGUUAGUCACAUAUAAGUUUAGUCGCCAUUUUGAAUGCCCUCAAUUUUUGUAAAAGGCAAAAUCUGAGAUUGCCUUAUAUCUAAAUUUGAACCUUUAUAUAUGUAGUAUAUGUGGUUCAAGUUAUAUGCUUCUACCAGUAAAUGCAAUGCACAAUAAUUCUUAUAAUAUUUGCACGAAUCUGCCGCACAUAGGUACAUGUGAAGAUACGUUAUGCAUUUAUUAAAUGGUAAUUAACAUAAUUAAAAAAUUCAAAAUAUUUCCUAAAAAAUAUUUUUACGGUCUUUUCAAUGGCGGUAUUAACUUUAUGAAAAACUAAUAUAUACAGGAUGAAAGAAUUGAAAAAAAAACAGCAUAUUUUUACAUAAAACCAGGAAAAGCACAACUUUUGGUAAACCGACUCUUCCUGUUCAAGACCUCGAUCUUAUACAUUAAAAAAAAGAACCUAUAUACCAAAUUUGGUUGAAAUCGAACGUCUCGUUCAAAAGUUAUUGUGCUAUUAGCAGUGGCGCACUCAGAGGGAGGUUUUGGGGGUUAAAACCCCUCCCAGGGCAUAUAAAAAAUAUACAAAGAAUAGAAAAUGUAACUUGUCUUUCACAAACACAAUACAAAAAAAUAUGGUGUCCAAGCCAACCCCCCCCAGAGGAAAAUUCUGGGUGCGCCACUGCUAUUAGUCACAUAUGUAUAGUCGCCAUUUUGAAUGCCCGCCAUUUUUGUAAAAGCGAAAAUCUGAGAUGGCCUCAUAUCUAAUUUUAAACCUUUAUAUGUGGUCCAAAUUAUAUGCUUCUAUCAUUAAAUGCACAAUUGUUUUACAUAUCGGCUGCACUAAACACCAUUCACCACUCAGUAAAUUCUCCUCAGUACCUUUCCCUCAAAAUAUCUCAACCUGUUUUCAAAAGGUAUUGCCGUAUGCUGUUGCCAAGUCCUCCUAAAUAUACAAAUUCAUAAUCCAUUAUUGUAAAUAAUUUUUUGUAAACUCAAUUAAGAUUUAAUGAUUAUAUUUUUCAAAAUUG
Molecule: messenger RNA, 7189 nt
Organism: Diabrotica virgifera virgifera (western corn rootworm)
Lineage: Eukaryota; Metazoa; Arthropoda; Insecta; Coleoptera; Chrysomelidae
Product: sex-lethal homolog
Exons: 5
Coding region: 183-1286 (367 amino acids)
Cellular component (GO): cytosol; ribonucleoprotein complex
Molecular function (GO): mRNA binding
Source: RefSeq, a predicted model, not a curated record